This is a messenger RNA of Octopus sinensis (East Asian common octopus), 1245 nucleotides long. RefSeq names its product tigger transposable element-derived protein 6-like. NCBI's taxonomy places the organism in Eukaryota, Metazoa, Mollusca, Cephalopoda, Octopoda, Octopodidae. Gene Ontology annotation, cellular component: nucleus. Gene Ontology annotation, molecular function: DNA binding. The record is from RefSeq and is a predicted model, not a curated record. Bases 1 to 1245 code for a protein of 414 amino acids. The transcript has 4 exons.
AUGGAGGAUAUCGACGACCUAUCUAAGGUCAUCAAUUGUCAAAUUCUUGGAAAUAUUUACGGAAAAGAGAGUAUUGAGAGCAUCGGGCCCUUGUUUCCGCCUAACAGACAAAAAACUGUCGAUGCUUAUAACGAAGAAGGGCACUCUUCAGAAUCGCAAGAGGAGGUGUUCCAACGUGGGGGUGGUUUUUUGAAUGAUUCCUUAAUAUCGUGUAAGGCUGCGCAUUUUGCCGAAGAGCUACAACUUAGUAACUUUAAAAAUUCUAAUGGAUUUCUGGCAAAAUUCAAAAAGAGACACGGUUUUAGAAUGCUAAAAUUACAUGGAGAGAUGCGAACAGAUAAAGUAGUUGACAUUAAUUCUUUUCGUGAAGAAUUUAAAGAAAUUUCUAAAUCGUAUAAGCCUGAUCUAAUUUAUAAUUUGGAUGAAACUGCAUUAUACUACAAGCUUAUUCCAUCGAAAAGCGUAUGCAGAAACCGAUUCCAAGGAUACAAAAAUUUUAAAGACCGUGUGUCUAUUAUGCUUUGUUCAAACAUGACCGGAAGUCAUAAAUUGAAACCUGUGAUGAUUGGAAAACCAAAAAUGCCUAGAUGUUUUAAAAAUUUUGACUAUGGAUGUCUUGUCUCAUAUUAUAGCUCACAGAAAGCUUGGAUGACUGGAUCUAUUUUUAUUGAUUGGAUUAUUAGCUUUGAUCUCCAGCUUAAAAUUAAAAAGAAGAAAAUUUUAUUGCUAAUAGACCACUGUCCUGCACAUUCUAUUCCUCAAAACUUGGAUUGUAUUAAGAUUUUAUUUUUUCCUAAAAAUUCUACUGGAUUACUACAACCAAUGGAUAUUGGAAUUAUAAAAACCUUCAAGACUCAUUUCAUGAGAAGAAAGCUACAGUACUUAACUGAUUUGCUGGAGACUGAAAAUAUUUCUAUUUUAAAUGAAUCUAAUCACGAAAAUACAUUAAUUGAACAUUAUGAGACUGAAAUUGAAAGAACUGACAUUUUCGAUCCUCUAAUGAGCGAAGAUUUUCUAAAUAUCGAAAACACAGAAGAUCAAGAUAUAAACGAAAAUUGUUUACAAGAGGAUCAAGAGUCUGAAAUUAGCGACGAAGAGACAAAAAUCAUAUAUCCACUCGAUAGAAAAGAUAUUGCAAAGACAUUAACUAGAAUAGAAAGGCAACUUUACUGUAAUGCAGAAAAUGAGAAUGAUGUUUCGCUGAUUACUGCAAUAAGAAAAUACAAAGAAAAUUAUACAGACUAG